Molecule: messenger RNA, 1427 nt
Organism: Carassius carassius (crucian carp)
Lineage: Eukaryota; Metazoa; Chordata; Actinopteri; Cypriniformes; Cyprinidae
Product: leucine-rich repeat neuronal protein 4-like
Exons: 2
Coding region: 145-867 (240 amino acids)
Molecular function (GO): protein binding
Source: RefSeq, a predicted model, not a curated record
AGGAGGUGAUUGUUGGGGAGUUAUUAGAGAAAGCAUUGCUGUAGCAAGGGAAUGAGAGCAAAGGAAAGAGGACACCAGAAAAACACAGUCAGAUUUUAAGAUCGUAAGAUAAUAUUUCUUGGACUACUGACAAAAUAAGGAGUCAUGUUGGGGUGUGGAUGUCCUGUCAUCCUUCUUCUCAGCAUCAGCUUUCUGGACCUCUCCUUUGUGUCAUCAUCAUCUUCAUCAUCUCAGAGCACUCGACCCCGUUCCCACUCUUCUGUAGGGAAUGAUUACUACAGUCUAUAUGAGGACGCCAUCACUGAUCCUCCCAGCUCAUCCUCAACUCAAUCAGAACUCCCAGAUCUCAAUCCGUGCAAUUAUGAUAUGUGUGUGGAGCAGCAGCAUACCUGCCUGGAGCUUGCUGAAGCCACAGGCUGCCUCUGCCCGGGGUUGAGCAAUGGUUUCACUCCCCCUAGUCCACCGCACCUCUUGACUCUGACUCAACUGGGUGGCAAAGGGGUUUUGGUGCACUGGUGUGCUCCCACCUCCACUGUCACCAACUACAAUGUCAAGGUGAUGAGGAAUGGCAAAAUAAUGGAGAAGAUAGAGGUGGAGGAGAGAAAGAGGGCAGCACUAUUGGAGGAUGUUGAGUCUGGUAUGCACAUAUGUGUAGAAGCUGUGAAUAAAGGUGGCGUCAGUGCAGAGGAUCAUAAGUCUUGUGCCACAUUUGAACCCCAAAAUACAGACACUGGACUUGCUCUGAAGCUGGGCAUUGUUGGUGGUGUGGUGGGACUCAUACUGCUGCUGAUUCUGGCUCUGCUGCUGUGGAGACACAAAUCACGGCAGAAAUUCACCACGCGGACCGAGACUGAGAGAGUUCUGUAACGUCUGUGUGUGUAUGUUGCCAAAAAAUGCACUUUUACUUCAUCUCGGUAUGAAUGAUGUGAGUAAAUGAAUGACUGUGGACUGAUCACUCACUGUGAGUGUGCUUGAUAGAGGGAGUGUACGAAUGACUCAGUGAACAUGAACAGAAAGAGGGGCUUAGAGAAGAUGGACGAAUGACUCAGCACAUUCUUCUCAUUUGCUCGUCAGUGUCUUCCAAUGUGAUUUAGGACAGAGACAAAUUGUAUACUGGUGGUGUGCUGACUCCAAUUGUGACCACCGUUUCGAGCCCACUUCCUGAUCACAAACACAUUUUAAACUUGUGUAGCCUAUGUCUGUUUAUUCCUCCUGUGUGUUUAAAAAAAAAAGAAAAGGCUGAUUCACUGUUUUUCGCAUUUAGAUUUAGGCCGGGAUCAGAUCAAACUAUAUUUGUACACAUUUUAGGCCACUUUGGUAAGAAGGAGUUUGCUUGGAGAAUCUGUGUAGAUCUUACUAAAUAAAAGAUUUUUGUAUUUUUUGGAAGUUUUAGAUCCUAAUAAAAUAAAAUGUAUAUUCCCAUACAA